AUGCUGAGAAGGAAUCUGACAUUCUUUUCAAGAUUUCAGGAGGCAUAUGAGUUGGCAAAUGAUUCCGUUACACUUUGCCGUUGUCUUGUGUUGGAAGACUCAGAAUCCUACACCCCGACUUUGGCUCGAUCACUCCACAAUCUCAAUGCGUCGAUCAGCAAUCUGUGUCGUCAUUAUGAUGCACUCCCGGUAAUUGAAGAGAGUGUUGAACUCUGGCGUAAGCUAGUUGCCGUUCACCCGGCAUCACACACGUCGAAUUUGGCGCUAUCGCUCCAAAAUCUUCAGAUAUCACUUAACAAUCUCGGACGCCAUUCGGAAGCGCUUCCAGUGAUCGAGAAAAGUGUGAAACUCUGGUGCGGGCUAGUUGCCGAUCAUCCGACACCGCACAUGCCGAAAUUGGCUCGAUCACUCCACGAUUUUCGGACAUCUCUUGACAAUCUAGGACGGCAUCCCGAUGCGCUCGUGGCGAUCGAAGAUAGUGUGAAAUUUUGGCGCAAGCUAGCUGACACCUACCCGACAUCAUACACACCGGAUUUGGCUCGAUCGCUCCAGGACCUCAAGGUGUCGCUCAACAAACUCGGGCGGCAUUCUGAGGCGCUCCCGGUGAUCGAGGAAAGUGUUGACCUUUGGCGCGAGUUAGCUGCCGAUCACCCGACAGCAUACACCCCCAAUUUAGCUCGAUCGCUCCAAAAUCUUAAAGUGUCGCUUGACAAUCUGGCACAUCAUUCCGAGGCGCGCCAAGCAAUUGAAGAAAGUGUUAGGCUCUGGCGUGAGCUAGUUGCCAUCCAUCCGAUAUGUUACACCCCAGAGUUGGCUCGGUCACUCUACAGUCUCGGAUGCUCGUUCGAUAAGCUUGGUCGUUAUGGUGAGGCCGUGCCUUUCAUCCAAUAA
Messenger RNA from Cantharellus anzutake, 891 nucleotides. RefSeq lists its product as uncharacterized. The record is from RefSeq and is a predicted model, not a curated record. Gene Ontology annotation, molecular function: protein binding. Lineage: Eukaryota; Fungi; Basidiomycota; Agaricomycetes; Cantharellales; Hydnaceae. The transcript has a single exon. The coding region runs from base 1 to 891 and encodes 296 amino acids.